Purpureocillium lilacinum is the source of this 753-nucleotide messenger RNA. The record is from RefSeq and is a predicted model, not a curated record. NCBI's taxonomy places the organism in Eukaryota, Fungi, Ascomycota, Sordariomycetes, Hypocreales, Ophiocordycipitaceae.
AUGGAUGUCCCAGCGCAGGUCCUCGGUGCAGCAGCCGUGGCUGGCCACAUGGAUGAGCGAGAGCCAGAGCCAGUGCGCGGCCCCGUCUCCCACCACCGGCCAGCACACCAUCAUGCUUCCGUCAGUCACAGACGGCAGGUCGAGCGAGCUUUGGCCUCAGAGCUGACGGCCACCACUGCGAGGCGGUCCCUCCUGCUCUCUGUCCGGGCCUCUUUGACGCCAAACCGGAGCGACGCAAGCGCGACGAACUGCGGGACGCCACAGAGGGGCCUUCGAUGGAGACCAGGGGCUGACAAGCGGGAUGGGGCCUUGCCUUGCUGGACAGGGGGGCAAUUCGGGUUCCAGGACCCUGUUCGGGGCCGCCGUCGUGGUUGUUGUUGCGCCCACCUAGGGGGGAGCGAAACGAGCUCCCUCGUUCGAGCAUCAACAAAGCAUGCGAGUAUCGUUGGUUGCACGAGGUACAGCAACCGGCGGCACGUACUUGAGCACUCGGGCACACUCAAGCUUGACAGUACUGUACUGCACAGUACAGCACCGAUCGACCGCUCGCCGUGCGUUGUGUUCCGCCACAGCGGCGAGUCCCACGCGACGAGUCAGACAGGGAUCGCCACUCGUUGGAUCGGGGAAACGGCCGGGGGUGUGUCGGGCCAGCCAGUCUGGAGAAACCGCGCAAAGCCGACGACGACUCAGCGAGCCGGCCGGUGGGAUGGGCAUGGAUGGCUGAUACCGGCAGAAGAGGGGGAUGGGGGAUGA